This is a messenger RNA of Diabrotica virgifera virgifera (western corn rootworm), 6713 nucleotides long. RefSeq names its product guanylate cyclase 32E (gene Gyc32E). Bases 65 to 3814 code for a protein of 1249 amino acids. Gene Ontology annotation, biological process: protein phosphorylation; cGMP biosynthetic process; receptor guanylyl cyclase signaling pathway. The transcript has 23 exons. Gene Ontology annotation, molecular function: protein kinase activity; peptide receptor activity; ATP binding. The record is from RefSeq and is a predicted model, not a curated record. NCBI's taxonomy places the organism in Eukaryota, Metazoa, Arthropoda, Insecta, Coleoptera, Chrysomelidae.
UUAAAGAAUGUGACACCUAAAAUGAAGACGUAAAACCUAAAGUGACUAAAACUUACAUAAAACAAUGAAAUUUCCGAAACGCAUAGUGACAAAAAUACCACUACUGAUUAUAAUCGCAGUGAACUCUCUAAACGGUUCUGAAAACGUUACUAAUCCCGACGACGAGCUCACGUGUCCCGGAUCAAAGGAAAGGAACGUCGAGAAGGACAGCAGUGCGAACUAUUCCGUGUUGUAUGAAUACCUUACGGGAACCGGGGUGCAUAACUUUAGUGAAUCAGUGACCAUAGGAUUCUUGGGAGCGUAUCGGCAGGCUCAAGUGGUUUUGGGAGCGUUGCCGCUUGCUGUGGAGGCUGUAAACAAAGAUAAGGAUCUUCUGCCGGGCCGUCGAUUACGCUACGUGGCCGCCGACAUCGGGACGAACACUCCGGCAUCGGGACUCCCUCGCGGCAAAUCCCCCUUGGCCGCCCACGCAAUUAGGGUCAUGACCGAGAUGAGGGAUAAUGGCACUGUGGCGUUCAUCGGACCAGACGACACCUGUUCUUCGGAAGCGCUGGUAGCCGCCGCUUGGAAUCUGCCGAUGAUUUCCUACAGAUGCAGUGAUACCAGAGUUUCAGACAAAGGAAUCUUUUUCACCUUCGCCAGAACUUUACCACCAUCGAGUAAGGUUUCAAAAAGCGUUGUUGCUCUCCUUAGAGCCUUCGAUUGGCAUACAUUUGUCGUUGUUUCUGGAUCUCAUCCUGCUUCAGGAAGAGAAGUUCAAGAAGCCAUUGAGGAACAAUCUCUCAUUCAUGGACUUACCAUAACCGACACAAAGUUGUAUUCAGAUUACAUUCCGGAAUAUAUUGAACAAAUGGAUCUCAUUGUCGCUGAAACGUAUCAAAGAACUAGAGUGUACGUUUUCGUCGGCGAACACAUCGCCCUGAUCGAUUUCGUCAAAUGCCUCCAGAGAAGAAAACUUCUGGAGACCGGAGACUACGUUGUCAUUUCCGUUGAUGAUGAGAUAUACGAUCCCAACAGACGGAUAAAGUUGAUUCGCAGAGACUACUUGGAUCCUUUUUUGCAUUACGAAGGAUGGGGCAAUGCCAGCGACGUAAUGGGAUUUAGAUCGGUCCUGAAACUGACGCCAUCUCAUCCACGAAAUCCAAAUUUUAAAUACAUCUGCGAAAAAAUAAAGUCAUCGUCCGCCAAACCACCCUUCUGCGUUCCCUAUCACCAUAAAAUAUUUGACAGCAUUUCGGUACCAAUUCAAGCAGCUUAUUUGUAUGAUGCCGUCAUGAUAUAUGCCAGGGCUCUUACGGAGGUAUUCAAGAAUAACGAGGAUCCCAGAAACGGUACUGCCAUCCUGCACAGAAUUAUUAACAGAUCGUACCAUUCCAUUCAAGGAUACGAUGUUUUCAUCGACGAUAAUGGCGACGCAGAGGGAAAUUUUACUGUAGUUGCACUUCUCGACGACAAAGAGAUGAAUGGCACCAUCAGAAUGAGUAUGCAACCAGUUGGAUAUUUCCAGUACAAAUCUAACGGAAGUAACAAAAUGUCGGCACUUCCGGAGUUCAAAUAUUUUGAUCUUGACCGUCCCAUCCAAUGGGUUGGUGGAAAAUUACCAAGAGCAGAGCCAAAGUGUGGUUUUUACGGUGAAAAAUGUAUCUACAGAAUUGACUGGAAACUGAUAGCUAGCAUGAUUUUAGUAUCAACUAUCGUCAUAGUCGGAAUCCUGUUUGCAGUAAGGCAUUAUCGAUACGAACAAAAACUGGCGUGUUUACUCUGGAAGAUUGACAUGAAAGACGUUACUAUAAUCCCGACGGAAACUACCGAAAUCGAAAGCCAAAAUAUGAAAAUGAUUCGAGUAUGUAGACACAGCAUCUUCCAGCCUCCUACCUCCAGUAGCAUUGGGGAAGUAAGCGAUCAACCUGCCAAAAGAGCUCACACUACUAUCGGGAUAUAUAAAGGAAAUAUUGUUGCUAUUAAAUAUUUGCACAAAAGAUCGGUUGACUUAACGCGAUCUAUAAGAAAGGAGCUUAAACAGAUUCGUGAAGCCAGACACGAAAAUUUGAUUCCGUUUAUUGGAGCAUGUGUGGACCAUGGCAACGUAGCUAUCUUAACGGCAUAUUCAGCAAGAGGGAGUUUGGAAGAUGUCUUAAAGAAUAAAGAUUUGAAUUUGGACAAUAUGUUCGUUUCUUCGUUGGUGGCAGAUAUACUAAAGGGAAUGAUAUAUCUUCACGACAGCGAAAUCAUAUCACAUGGAAAUUUGAGAUCCAGUAAUUGCUUGAUUGACAGCCGAUGGGUUUUGCAAAUAUCCGACUUUGGCCUUCAUGAAUUUAAUGCAAACCAAGAUGAUCCAAAUUGGGAAGAAAAACAAUUAAGGCGCCAUAUUUACCGUGCUCCAGAAUUGCUGCGAAUGUCUGCACCACCUGCAAGAGGAUCACAGAAGGGAGAUGUGUAUUCUUUUGCUAUUUUACUGUACGAAAUAAUUGGUAGAGAAGGUCCUUGGGGAAAAAUAAAUUUAGAUCUACAUGAUAUAAUUAAAGGUUUAAAACGACAAGGACAGGAAGUACCUUUAAGACCACCUCUGGAUAAUCUAGGAUCUGCCGAUUACAUCGUUAAAUGUAUAAAGGCUUGUUGGCACGAGGAACCAGAACAACGACCAGAUAUUAGAUACGUUAGAGUCCGAUUAAAAGAAAUGCAAGCUGGUUUAAAACCCAAUAUAUUCGAUAAUAUGUUAGCCAUAAUGGAAAAAUACGCGUACAAUUUGGAGGGGCUAGUCCAAGAAAGAACAAAUCAAUUAACGGAAGAGAAGAAGAAGACAGAUGCACUUUUGCAUCGAAUGCUACCCAAGACUGUUGCUGAUUCUCUUAAAAAAGGAGAAAAGGUUGAAGCAGAAUCCUUCGAAUGUGUUACCAUAUAUUUUAGUGAUAUUGUAGGAUUUACAGAACUGUCAGCUGUCAGCACACCGCUUCAGGUUAUUGAUCUGCUGAAUGAUCUCUACACUUUAUUUGACUCAAUAAUAUCCCACUAUGAUGUAUACAAGGUAGAAACGAUAGGUGAUGCUUACAUGGUAGUCAGUGGUCUUCCUAUCAGAAACGGAGACCGACAUGCCGGAGAAAUUGCUUCCAUGGCUCUGCAUUUGCUCAGCAAAAUCAAGAAAUUCGAAAUUAAAUACAGACAAGGUGAAUUACUUCAACUUAGGAUAGGAAUACAUUCAGGGCACGUGGUUGCAGGUGUAGUUGGUUUAAAAAUGCCAAGAUACUGUCUAUUCGGUGACACAGUCAACACGGCCUCAAGGAUGGAAAGCUCCGGGGAUGCAUUCAGAAUACACAUAUCACAUGAUACUUUUAUGUUAUUGCAGCGAUUAGGAGGAUAUUGCUGUGAAGAAAGAGGUGUAAUUCCUAUUAAGGGUAAAGGUGAGAUGCAAACAUAUUGGUUGGUGGGCGAUGAUCCAGCUCAAAGAUUAGCUAGAAUUAGGGAAGAAAUUGUAGGUUCUACGUUAUACAGCAGCAUUAGUUCAGAAAGAUUGAGCAGUAAAACGCCGGACCUUUUGAGAAGAACGGGAGUCAAUCUGGAAAGCGAUUCUCAUCUUUUCGAAAAUUGCCAAUCUUGUCUAUCACAGGCUACAUGUCCGGUAGUUCAGCUUCAUCAGCGAGCAAGACGAGCAUUCAAUCCCGUCGAAAGUCAAGAAACCAUUGACGGUAGCUUCGAUAUGCUCUGCCCGGAAAUGUACAAGUACCACACAAGCAGGUUGAACUACACCUGCGUCCAUAGAAACCCCAGAUCCGCCCCGACCAUCACAUUUAUGGAGCACAACGAACAAUUCAUAUGAUUACCGUCCAAAAGGACGAAGAUCCAUCCAGUAUAAAUGUUACUUGUCAAUUAAUUCAAAUAUCUUUAUGUAAUUUCAAUGAAAUAUAUCUAUGUGUAAUACUCAGAGAUAAGCGAUCUAUGAUGCACGUUUUUUUUAUAUUGUACAAGCCUUUUACUUAUUUGUCUGGGGAAGCAAAGUCAGAUUUGCAACUCUUCCCUAUUUUGCUAGAUGACGUGUAUGUCGUUGUUGAAUUUCUAUUUGCACCUGCUCUCUUGGUGCAACAAAGCCAGAUUGUCGGUUGUGCAUGAUACAACGUUAGUAUGUAAUAGUAAAAUUAAUAAAAUUAUUAACUUUUUGGAGAAACAAUGAUAUAGUUGCUAAUUUUUGGAGAAACAAGGACAUAUUUGCUAAUUUUUUCCCCUUUCAGGCGGCUUUAAGAGGGGAUGUUUAAAAAAAAUCAUAAAAAAACACUUUAGGUAUAUAUUCGUGACCAGACAUCUCAUAACACGAGAGUUAGUAACCGGACAACUGGUAACGGACAAUUCGUAACAGCGACAGUUCGUAACUAUUCAAAUUCGUAACGGACAAUUCGUGACGUCAAAAUUGAAUUGUUCUGUUUAUUUUUGUUAACGUGGAAACUAUCUAUUAUUAUAGUUAUAAUUAAAACUAUGUUUAUUAAUUUAACGAAUCAGUACCGGGAUAAACAUGUUUAACACAUUUUAUGUUUCGUGUUUCAUAAAAUAUAUUAAAAGUUUUUAAACACAAACAAAUAUUUAAAUACAUACUACAAACUUUUAACAAUAUUUUUAAAUGUUUAUCCCUCUUAUUGUUCGUUAAAUUUGCAUAUACCUAGACAAAGGAAUAAUAAAUUAUUUCGUGAAAUAUUUAAGCCAACAACCGUUUUUAGACAUUCCCAAUUUUCUAGUUAACAUUUUGUAAAGGAAAGAUUAUAUAUACCUGUUAUUAUAAUAAACCUUGUGAUUGGUUAUAGCGUUGGGGUAUUUAACCAACGGUUAUAGUUGAUACGAGGGAUGGCUGUUCAUACUUUAAUACUUGGUUUAAAUACUUUUAUUAUAUUCUGAAACACGAAAUAUGAAAUGCCUUAAAAAUGUUUAUCCUGAUACUGAUUAUUUAAAUUGAUAAACAUAAUUCCAUUUAUAAUUGUAAUAUCAUUUCGUUUCCACGUUAAUAAAAAUAAGCAGAAUAAUUCAAUGUUGACGUUACGAAUUGUCCGUUACGAAUUUGUGUAGUUACGAACUGUCGCCGUUACGAAGUGUCGCCGUUACGAACUGUCGCUUUUACGAGUUGUCCGUUACCAGUUGUCCGGUUACGAACUGUCGCGUUACGAGAUGUCAUUGAGCCGUAUAUUAUAGUAUAUACCUAUACGGUAAUAACUAAAACCGUGCAAAAUAAAUUUCUUCUUUUUCGCAUCUCAUUUUUGGCCUUAAUUAACUUUCAAAACUGUAAAUGCGUUUUCCCAACAAUUAAGAAAUUUGCACUUAAGUCAGUGUUUCUCCAAAUGUGCGACAUAAACAAUAGUUAAUCAAUAUUUUUUCCUAGUUCUCAGUUUAAUGAGCUGAGAAACUGGAAUUGAACAUUUUAAUACUUCACAAAUUGCGUCUACAAUUAACCUUUCAUCAUCCAGCCUUCUGCAAAGAUCAACAUAGACCUCCCCUAAUUUCUUCCAUUUCUGUCGGUUUUAAGCUUCCUGCAACCAAUUCCCAGCAACCCUUUUGGCGCCGUCUGUGUAUCGUGUAGAUGGUCUAGCUCUACUUCUUCUGUCUGUUUGUGAUCUCCACACUGUAAUUUUUGGGUCCACCUCCUGUCCUUCAUUCUGGCUACAUGACCCGCCCAAUUCCACUUUAGCCUUGCUAUUCCCUCUACGACAUCUGUGACGCAUGUCGUUCUGAUUUUCUCGUUUUUAACCCUGUUCUCUGAGAGUCAGUCCAAGUAGUGACCCUUCCAUUCUUCCUUGGGCCACUCCUAAGUUUGGUUGCUGCGGCCUGGGUUAACGAUAGUGUUUCGGCGCCGUAAGUCAUGACUGGAAGCAGGCAUUGGUCUAACAUUUUCCCUUUCAGAUAAUUUGGCACGUACCUUAACCACUAAUCCUUAAAUACCUUACCCAGGGACAUUAAUUCUUAAUUAAUAAUAAUAAACGGCACUUUUAUACUUUUCUGAAAACACUGCUGAACAAAAAAAAGUUCUUUGUUACUGUUCAUAUUUUUCAUUUUAUUCAUUUAUGAUUUGUAAACGAAAGAAUGUGCUGGAAUGAAGUUUACUGUUGGUGAAAAACUGUUGCUGCUGGUGAUAGUUUGGUUUAGAGUUCACUGAUUUGGGAAUACUGAUUAUAUUUUCGUUUUCUAUUGUUAUUUCGGGCCGUUAAUAUAUGUCAUAUUGCCAUUUCAUAUUUUUCAAUCAUUGGAAAUUCAUUGCAUAAAAUAUCAAUGUUUGGAUAAUUUUUAUUAUCUCCCCAGAUUUGGUCCUGGUAUACUUUUACCCUGGCUCCUGACGUCUCAUGCAGCGUUCCUAUUCUACUACCAUCACCUACCUCUUACCAUCCAUACAUGUAAUGGAUGAGGUCAAAUAACCUAUAUGGAGGUUGAGAUAGUCGACAUGGCUCUUGUUAUGACUAAAGUCGUAUGUAACAGCAAUAUGUAUUUUUAAUUUUUUUAUGUAUUCUUUCAUACGAAAAUGAGUACAAAUACUAAUAAUUUGUUUAAUUGGGUACAUCAUAAUUUACCAUAAUGUUUUAAAGAGGUAUUGUUGACUUUUGCAUAUUAAUUCUAACUUAAGGUUAAUAUACCUAUUUCGAUAGAAAGAAAUUGUAGAUCGCUUUCUCGAAAUGUAUGUUCUGUGGCUGUUGAAUAUUAUGAAAGUUCAAACUUAUCAAAUGUUAUUUAUUUUAAUAAAUGUAUAC